Panonychus citri (citrus red mite) is the source of this 3507-nucleotide messenger RNA. RefSeq lists its product as uncharacterized. The transcript is spliced from 2 exons. The coding region runs from base 1 to 3507 and encodes 1168 amino acids. Lineage: Eukaryota; Metazoa; Arthropoda; Arachnida; Trombidiformes; Tetranychidae. The record is from RefSeq and is a predicted model, not a curated record.
AUGGAUUUUAUGGAAGGUCCACCAUCUAAAAGACCAAGAUUGGAACCAUCACAAUCAACAUCAACUACAUGUUCAUCAUGCUCAAAUUGCAUUUGUGGUUUAUCCAUCACUUUUGACCAUCCUGAAAAUGCUCCUGAUCAUCAUGGAUCAUUCAAGCUAAUUAACUCAGCAUUCAGACGAUAUUUAGUUCAAUAUCGUUCAUCAGAUCUUGAUUCUCCAGAUUUGAAUGCAGUCAUCAAGAACAAAUGGAAAGAAAUUGGAUCACUUCUAAACAUUUUAAUUGAUGAAUUCGGGGCAAUUAAAUUCAGUAUUGGUGUAACUGUCCAGUUUAGAAAUCAAAUUUCUGAUAAAACUGAUAAAGGAGGGUUUGAGUCUGACUUAAUACCCUGUCUGGCUGGAUCAGAUAAAGAUGAGCUGAUAAAUAGUUCACUGGAGUUUAUAACUGAUAAGAUUGAUCAAUUCACUCAACGAGGGUCUGGUUGGACUGUUAACAAAAUCCAAUCUAUUGAUUUACUUGUUGGGAAAUAUAAACCAUUUCGUGGAGGUUGUGAACGUGAACAGCUACCACUGUUCAUCAGAAACAAGAAGUGCUUGAUUUCACCGAAAACCGAUACAGAUUGCUUCAUGUUUUCCGUAUUGAUCAGUCUCCAUAAAUCAAGCAUUAACUGCGGGAGAACCAGUAGUUAUACCCAAUUUGUUGGCCAAUAUGACUUUUCUGAUGUUCGAGGACUUGUCUCAAUAGAUAACAUUGAAAUAUUCAUGAGAAAAAAUAAUUUAUCUAUUAACGUCUAUACCUGUUACCCAGAUUCAAAAGCUGUUGUACCUCUUAAAAUCUGUAAUGAAGAAAAAGAAAAACAUGUUGAUCUGUUCUUGUUGAAUCAACACUAUUAUGCCAUCUCAAAUUUCAACAGAUUGGUUUCCAAAGGUCAGAAAAGAAAUAGAUUUUUUUGUAAGAGAUGCCUCUGUUCAUUUAAUACCAACGAGAGAAAGUUAUUUCAUCUAAAUGAAUGUCAAAAAACCACAGCGCAAAGAUUGAUUUUACCUGAUCUUAAUAACUCAACUCUCAAAAGGAACCAAUAUCGUAAGGAAGUUCAAUUUCCAGUCUGCAUUUAUGCUGAUUUUGAAACUUUGAAUGUAAAAAACAAUGAUGAAACUAGUACUGUGAGUAAUUUGACUCCAUGCAGUUACGGUCUCGUCGCUGUUGACUGGAAUGGUAUUGUCAUUUGUAAAGAUUUUUACCUUGGCGAAGAUGCUGGUAAAAAGUUCCUAGAAAAGAUCAUCAGUUUAGAACCUUUCAUCCGGGAUCAUAUUGCUAAAAAUAUCAAACCACUUUACUUAACAUCUAAUGAAGAGAAGGAGUUCAGGGAAGCCACCGUGUGUCACAUUUGUUCAAAACCAUUGGGCUCUGAUAUUCGUGUUCGUGAUCAUGAUCAUCUCACCGGAAAAUUCAGAGGCGCAGCUCAUCAACCCUGUAAUCUAGAAUAUCAAGUACCGACACAAAUUCCAGUUGUUUUUCAUAACUUGAAAAACUUUGAUGGUCAUAUAAUAAUCAAAGCUCUUGACUCAUCAAUGUUCAAAGAUAAACCGAGUAUAAUUGCUCAUACAACAGAAAAAUUCAUCGGGUUCAUCAUUGACAAUUUCAAAUUUAUGGACAGUUUUGCUUUCCUUUCAGCAAGUUUGGAUGCUUUAGCAGCCAAUUUAACAAUCGAUGAUAAAUUAUUUUAUCUCAAUCAACUUUUUACUGGUGAUUUAUCACUUUUAAUGAAGAAAGGUGCUCUUCCUUAUGAAUAUCUGGAUUCAUUUGAUCGAUUUAAUGAAACAUCAUUUCCUCAUAAGGAUAAAUUUUACUCAAGUCUUACCGAAUCAUCUAUUUCUGAUGAGGUAUACAAUCACGUCAAAGAUGUUUGGACUAAUUUCAACUGUUCAUCAUUAAAAGAUCUACAUGAUAUAUACCUUAAAACAGAUGUAAUUCUAUUGACUGCCGUUUUUGAAAGUUUUCGUAAGAUGGCACUUCGAAGUUUCGGUAUCGACCCUCUUCAUCAUUUCUCAUCCCCUGGUCUCACUUGGGCUGCAGCUCUGAAGACAACAGCUGUCGAGCUUCAGAUUUUCUCUGAUGUUGAUAUGCUGUUGAUGAUCGAAUCAGGUAUCCGAGGUGGUUUGACUAUGGUUAGCCAAAGAUAUGCUAGAGCAAAUAGUCCUGAGUUACCAAAUUACAACCACGAAGAACCAGUUACCAAGAUAUUGUACUUGGACGUAAAUAACCUUUAUGGUUAUGCCAUGUCACAAUACUUACCAUUGGAUGGCUUUGAAUGGUGUGAUGUACCAUUAGAUGAAAUUUUUUCAACAUCUGAUGAUAAUGGUCAAGGGUAUAUACUUGAAGUUGAUCUCGAGUAUCCAGCUGAACUUCAUGAUUCACAUUCUGAUUUUCCAUUACUACCAGAAAAACGGAAAAUUGAUCUUUCAAUGUAUAGUGAUUAUCAGAAAGAAUUACAAACAAAACUGAGUAAUCAAGGUAUCAAAUCAGUACCAUCAACAAAACUCGUGACUUCAUUUCUAAGUAAAACCAGAUAUGUGAUCCAUUAUUCAGCUCUAAAGUACUAUAUAGAACUUGGAAUUAGAGUAACCAAAGUUCACCGGACUAUCAAAUUCAAUCAAUCACCAUGGUUAGCGGGGUAUGUCGAUUUUUGUACUAUCAAUCGACAGAACUCAAAAACAGACUUCGAAAAAGAUUUUUGGAAGUUACUUGUCAAUGCAAUAUACGGAAAAACCAUAGAAGAUAAGAGAAAACAUGUUCGAAUUGAUAUCGCAUUAAAAGAUAUUGAGGCUGAACGAAUGAUGAGAAAGAAUCUUGUCAAAAAAUUCGUAAUUCUUGAUGAAGAUAAAGUCAUUUUUCAAAUGAAAAACAACUCGGUCAAGAUGGAUAAACCAAUAGCUGUUGGGUUCAGCAUUUUAGAAUUGGCCAAACUCAAGAUGUAUCAAUUACAUUAUGGACAGUUUAAACCAUACUUUAAAGAUGAUAUCAAAUUACUUUAUACUGACACCGAUAGUUUAAUCUAUCAUAUCAAAACCGAGAACAUUGAUCAAGAUCUUGUAAAUUUAUCCCACCUUAUGGAUUUCUCCAAUUAUCCCACAUCACAUCAUCUUUUCUCUAACGAGAAUAAGAAAAAAAUUGGUUACAUUAAGAAUGAGGUGGCCGGUGAUGAGAUCGUAGAGUUUCUUGGUAUUAAGCCGAAGCUUUAUACAUUGAAGACAUUAUCCGAUGUUAAAAAAGCCAAAGGAGUACCCAGAGUAGCACUCAAAAAGGUCACUUUCGAUGAUUAUAAAAAUUGUCUUUUAAACGAAUCGACUGAAACAGGAACUGCUUCCAGAAUUCAAUCAAUAGAUCAUAAUAUCAAAAUAAUUAAUCAAACCAAACUCAUGAUAACCCCUUUUGAAGAUAAAAGGUAUUAUCUUGAUAAAAUUAAUUCAUUACCAUAUGGUCAUUAUAGAAUCAAAGACCAACAAUAA